GUUGUGAAGAAAAAGCUUAAAGUAGCGAUAGACUGAUUUCCCAAAGGGUUUGAUUGAUAGGCUGCCUAAAUGGAGGGUACUUUUGUGCACUAUUUUAGAAGAGGAUUUAGAUGAUAACGGACAAUGAGGGUUCACAUUCUCGUCCUGAUACUGGCAACUUAUGUUCCAACCUUAGUUCACCUCCAGUCUGAAUCGAUUCCGGGAAUUUCGAGAGGAGGGCCAUUGCUGACUGAAACACGUGCAGAUUUUCGCAGUAAUGGUUCAAGUACAGAUGUAUCAAGUACUGCAGAAGAAGUCCGACCAAUAUAUUUAGAUCCUCGGAGAAUAAUCGAACAUGUAUAUCCAAGAACUUCUAGACCUGCUGCAUCUUACGAUAGAAGAUAUUCGAGGUAUUCUGAAGAAGGGAGUCGACCUGGUGUACGUCGAUAUAGGCCAUAUUCCCGCCGGAGAAGGCCAUAUUCAAGGACUUCAGCGUUAGGAAGACGUUAUGGUAGGCCACGGGGGCGGCCCUCGGAUCGACGAAGAACAUACAGACGCAGACUGGGACGAAGAAGGCCUCUGUCCGACCCGUAUUAUCGAGACUAUGACGCACCAUAUGAUGGAAGAAGAUCUAGAUCUCGUAGAAGAUAUAGAUCAAGACCUCGUUCGUCUCGAAGGCUAGACAGGCGCGAAUAUUAUGCACGAUACAGAGAUGAAGAAUAUCGACCAAGAGACAGAGAUUACACUGACCCUUCCCCCGACUAUCCAGAAUAUCGGGACAGAAGAGUUGGUAGGGAUAGAAGACGUGGUUCUGCUGGAUACAGAGAGGAUAGACGAAGGAGCACAGGUCGUUCAAGACGUAGGCGAGUUGAAUACGAUUCUCCGUACGUAGAUGAAAGAGUGACAGACCUAUAUCUGUCAGAUGAAACAGAUCCGCGCCUUGAUUAUAGAGACUUGGGACGAGAUCGAUACGUAGAUGACAGGCUAGCAGACGAACGACCGUCUGACAGAACAGUUUAUCGAUGGUCAGGUCGAGAGUCACGGAAUGACUUUCGUGAAGACAGUCUCCCUGAUCGUCGUUUGACUGUCUCUUCAAGAAUGAGUAGUGUUGAUUCUCCUGGGAGUGUUCCAAGUGACAACACAACCCAACUAAAAACUACAGAAAAUAUAAAUCCUCCACAAAGUGAUACAAACAUACCAGAAGCAAACCUUGAACAAACGCCUUCCGAUGCUAAUAAAAUGAAUUUACCUGAUGGAUUUAUAAAUAACUCUAAGCCAGAUGCAGAUGGGUCCAAUAAACAGGUUGUUUCCAAUUCAGAUGUCAUUGAAUUGCAAGGAUCUGAUAUAACUAUGUCUUCAAGCAACCCAGCUGCUGAAACAAUUAACGACCAAAAGGAAACACGAAUAGUUGGAUUAUCAAACACAUUUUCAAAAGAAAAUUUAAAUAAUACACCACUUGCCGAAUUUUCAGCCUCAUCCGAUAAAUUGGUAGUAGAUUUAACGCAAGACAACGUAGAUCAGAGCACAUUGGAGCCACCAACUGUGUCAACCGAAAAACAAUAUAAAGUAAUUUUGGAUACAUUAAAUACCAUGGAGAAUAGCCAAAAUAAAUCAAACAGGUAUACUAAACCUGCCUAUAACGUUAAUCCGUCUGCAAUUUCAUUAUCGGCAAACCCAGACAUUCAGCCUAAAGAUAAUUCGAAAACAGAUUUGAGUGUCACUUCAGAUCAAAAAACAGAUGUUAUACCUCCUAAAAUAUCUGAUAUUGACAAGAGUGGAGCACAUCUAUCAAACGGCAGUCAAGCCUCACCAGAAAUUCUACCGAAAAACAGUGUUCAAAUGAACGAGAUCUCAAUAAACGUUGACAGCACUCCUGCAUCUUUGUCUGGGUCGCUGGAUGAAAACUCACUAUCUGAACAACGUUCUACCAGCCGCAGUUUGCCACCUAGAGAUGGACAAGACCCCCCUGUGGCAUCUAGGCGCGAACUACCGAUAGCAGGAAGUAACACGUCGCCUUCUGAAACAUCGAUCAGAGAUAAAAGCCUACCUCCGUUACGACGCCUUCAACCUCCGAUAUCAUAUAGGGACGAUUUACCGUUAUCAGACAGAGAUAUUCCACCCCAUCUCAGAGAUGAAAGAGUAUCUUCACGGCGACCCCGUCUCAGACCAUCACGAGAUCGCGGCGUUUCCUCUUCUGAAAGACCAUUUAGAGACGAAAGGUUGCCUCUGAGACGCCGCUUUCCAUCAUCAAGACGAUAUGGAGAAGAACCAUUUCCGGAAAGAUCGCUAAGGGAUGAAAGGCCGGUUCCACGACGUAGCCUUUCACCAAUAAGGACAUACAGAGACGAUCGCACGAUACCAGAAAGUGCCGAUUUACCUUCAGCAAGGCCUGCAGAUGCUCCACCUUCUGAAAGACCACUGGAAGAUGAACGACUACCUCCACGCCGCCGUCUUCCUCCGCCAAGAAGGCACAGAGACGAACCACCAGUAACGGGGAGUGAUGAUCCAUCUCCUGAAAGACCACUAAGUGAUGAACGGCUACCUCCACGCCGCCGCCUGCCUCCACUUAGAAGGUAUAGAGACGAACCACCAGUAACAGGUAGUGAUGGUCCACCUCCUGAAAGACCACUGAGAGAUGAACGGAUACCAUCUCGCCGGCGCCUCCCUUCACCAAGAACAUAUAGAGACGAUUCACCAGCAACGGGCAGUGAUGUUUCACGUCCUGAAAGACCACUAAGAGAUGAAGGACUACCUCCACGCCGCCGCCUGCCCCCAUCAAGAAGGUAUAGGGACGAUCCACCAGUAACAAGGACUGAUAUUCCACCUCGUGAAAGACCUCUCAGAGACGAACGGCCACCUGCACCCCUUCGCCGUCUUCCAUCACGAAGAUACAGAGACGAUCCACCAGGAACGGGGAGUGAUGUUCCACCUUAUGAAAGACCACGCAGAGAUGAACGGCUGCCUCCACGCCGUCGUCGUCCUCCACCAAGAAGGUAUAGAGACGAACCACUAGUAACAGUGAGUGAUGUGCCCCUUCUUAGAGAUGAAAGGCCGCGUCCACGCCGCCGACUUCCGGCGGAAAUAGGAAGAUCGUACAGAGACGAACCACCAAGACCGGGAAGUGAUGCCCCAGCCUCUGAGAGACCACUUGCAGAUGGAAGUCUUCCUGGACGAUCAUCUGCAACUGAACCAGCCCUUUCUGAAAGGCCACUAAGUGAUGAGCCACGGCCUCCUAGACGUCUUUCUAGACGCAUACUUCCUCCACGCCGUCCGCUACCACCGGAAAGACCAUACAGGGACGAGGUGUCACCUAGACGUAGACGCCCAUUACGUUCGGACAGCCGAUAUAGAGAGGAAUCUCGAAGACGUCGUCCAUUUUCACGAGAUAGAAGAUACAGAAGUGAACGUACACUACCGCGACGUCGAAGUCGAAUACGUGACAGAACGUAUAGAGAUGAUCCACGAGAUACAGUAGGGGGACCAUACCGCGAUGAACCACCAGUUCGUCGCCGGUUUCGCCCGCGUGAACGUCGAUAUAGACGCAUUCUUAGACCACGCGAUCGUCCGAUAGAGGAGACAUCACGUGAAAGUAGUCGCUCAUCUCUUGAAGGCAGAGAUGGACUACCUAGCAGGGAUAGUUCCGCGGUAUUAACAGAAGGGCCACCUUCGGCAGAUGUAACCCCACCUUCAACUUCAGCACCUCCCGAAGAAAGGACACCCGUAACGCGUACAGUAAGUACUGAAGAGCCACUCCGUCUGGGUGUUGUCCGUGCAAGAGGUGGUGAAAAUGGUUAUCCAGUGCACGGAGGCUUUUGUCCCGGGGAAACGUGUGCAGAUGGUGGUUUAGCAGCCGGAGUUCAAUAUGGAACUGGAGCUGGAACGUUAUCAGCCUUUCUUAGGCGGAGACGAACAGGCACUAACGAAGAUAUUAGAGAAUAUGAAAGGAGACAUACGUCUGCAAGAACUGUGUAAAUGUUACUUUUGGACUGUAAUAUAGAUCGUUCCCUUUGACAGCCAGAGUGUGUUAGAAAUUUAUUUAUCUUCCCUUUAAUAAUGUGUUUGAAAAUAGAAAUUAAAGGCUAUGUGAAUGUUGGGUAAAAAUUUAGCAAAUUGAUGAUAAAAUCAAAAGAUAAUUCUUUUUAUUGGGUGUCAAAUUUCAAAAUAAUAUUUGCGAUUCAAUCAAAUGACUAAAUUGCCCUUUUUAUGCACCCGGUUUCAAUAGUGAAGAACGGUACAAUCUUUUUUGAAACAAGUAAAUUAAACUGAUACAAGCAAUAAAACUGCCAAAACUU
Molecule: messenger RNA, 4271 nt
Organism: Mercenaria mercenaria
Lineage: Eukaryota; Metazoa; Mollusca; Bivalvia; Venerida; Veneridae
Product: titin-like
Exons: 2
Coding region: 124-3951 (1275 amino acids)
Source: RefSeq, a predicted model, not a curated record